CUGUAGAGCCUUCAGAAUACAUACCAAAGGACGAGUUCCCUCUACCGUGGUUGAGAGAUGCCCCUGCUUUACGUAUAGGCAGUAAUGUUUUGUGUAUCUUGGAGAAAACAUCAGAGAGAAAAUCCAAGACUGGUACACGCGAAGAUACAACCUCUGCAAUUCGAAUCGCUAACCAUAUAUACAGCGAUCAUAUUCAUGAGAGACGAUGACCUGUUAAAAUUGCCACCGCGAAACUCUCUCGGCGCCACGAUGUUUUCGUCUAAGAGGCCGUCACAAGUGCGGGAGAGACCCAAUCGGGAUUCUUAUCAUCAUCCCCGUUAUUAUCGUAAAUCGCUUGUUGAGCGAUAUAUCACUGAAGUGACCGAGUCGAACAACCAAUAUGGACCCGGUAACUUCCUUUAUGUUUGUCUAGCUGCCUUGCUAGAGCUUCAUCUCUCUACUGCGCCCACGAGUGUCUUUCAAUUAAGAUCUUUCGAUGGACACCAGGGAUUGAUGCGUAGGUACCACAACAACAGUCUCCGAGGCACGGCCAAUGAACCCCUUCCUGUUAGUGACUAUCCAGAUAUGGGGUGGAGCCGUUUAAGAAUGGAGCUCGACCAUCAGCGUCAUACAUUGCGGUGGAUGACUCGCUUCUUCAAGAGACACUUCGAUUAUAGGAACAAAGAUCUUCAAGCAGCAUUUAAAGAGAUUAGGGAACGCUUCAAGCUUCGAGUACAAGAUCUCGAACAAGUUGAAUUACAACUCAGAGAUCAACUAGCGAAUAAAGGUAUAGAUAAGAGUAUUGGCAUGGCAGAGAUGAGCAUCCGCGAGAGUAAAAGAGUCUUGCUAUGUGUGUUACCAGGACUACCUUUCUUAUUGCUUCUGCUGACUGGAUCAAAGUGACGGCCUUAGCAUUCAUUUUCCUACCAAUCUCGCUCGCUUCUUCGGUGUAUGGAAUGAACGUGCAGCAGAUAAACGGUACCGGUCAUUCGAUCAGAGCCUUUGUAAUC
Alternaria alternata is the source of this 989-nucleotide messenger RNA. RefSeq lists its product as hypothetical. The transcript has 2 exons. Lineage: Eukaryota; Fungi; Ascomycota; Dothideomycetes; Pleosporales; Pleosporaceae. The record is from RefSeq and is a predicted model, not a curated record. The coding region runs from base 196 to 882 and encodes 228 amino acids.